CCCCCCCCACCCCCUGUCAGUGGCCGGGCAGGGCCUCCUGGACCGACCAGCCGCCGCUCCAGCACUCAGGCUGUGGGCUGCUCCAGCCAUGGGGACCAUGGAGACCUUCUUCCUACUCAGCGCCCUGCUCCUGUCGCCGGCUGAGGCCCAGCAAGCCUCCAAGCAUCGCCUGAAACCAUGGUUGGUGGGCCUGGCUGCGGUCGUGGGGUUCCUGUUCAUCGUCUUUCUCCUCAUGCUGGCCAACCGCAUCUGGUGCUCGAAAGUCAGAGCUGAGGAUGAAGAGUACACACUGAGAACGGAUACCAACGUGUACGAAGAUGUGGACCCAAGUAAAGAAGGCAAGAAGAGGAAGACAGAGAAGGAGAAAAAGCUCAAGAUGGAGAAGAAGGCCAGAAAGAAAGGAGAGAGGAGCUUGGGGAUGGAGGUGGAAGAGAACGGGGAGCCCAGGGACCAGGAGAAAGUCAGGAGCACAGCCAUGUGAAAACAGCUCGCCACCUCCUCCAGGCAGCCCCCUCGAGCUGCCCCUUCCACACCCUAGAGGCAACGACCUGGACCUGAGGCUGCUGCAGUGACUCCGCCUGGGGCUGAGAGCACAGCACCCUGGAUGAAGAGGCUUGGGACCUACCCCCCCCCAAAGGAGGGCUCUUUGUGCGUGAUGUGGUCUCUAUGUACCCGGUUUCCUGAUGUGUUCUGCCUGCUGAUUUUUCUUGCACUUGGAGACCAUCCCUGGUUACUGAGGAUCCCCCACGCCCCCGCAAUCUCAUGGCUCCACCUGCCUCUACCUACUGCCUGAGCUCUUUCCCCACUGCCUCAUAUCUAUUGGCCAGAACCCCCUCCCUCCCACUCAGUCUCAGGACCAGUAUCAGCCAGGGGCUGUCUCUCCGGGAAAAGCCCUUCAGAAGGGUUUCCAUAAUCCCUUAGGACUUAGCUUCCUCUGGGGAAGACAGCUUUAGGGGUGGGGGCAAUGCCCAGGCAGGCAUGGGAGACCAAACUCCACGGCGCCCAGAUGCCCUGUGCAGAUUAAACUCUCCCCCUGCAAUCUUAAUUCUUCUGUCCUAAGCCCUGGACUUCGAGCCCCAAGGGCCAUCUCCUAGGUGAUCCUUGCUCCUCCUGCCCUCAGUGUUUUGGCUCACGUGACUCCGUUUAUGAGAACUGGGUCUUGGAGGGCGGGGUGCCCGAGGGUGCACUACCUUGGGAAGAGACAAGCACUCUCGCCUCCCUCUCUCCAGCCUCCCCCCUCUCCUCACUUUCUCUGGGCCCCGGACCUUGUCCUGGACGUUAACCAUUGCCUAGUGAGAACUUUGACAAAGGCUGGCACUUGGGGCUUCCUUGUGGAGCUUGUAGCUGGGGUUGGUAGGAUUCAGCCCAGAAGGUAGGGAGCUUCUGUCUGGGAACAUCUCCAGGAUUGUCCACCAGGGGGCGGAAAAACCAUAAAUAAAAGAAACGUAAUAAACGCCCUAAUAGAUGCUCCCAUGGAA
Molecule: messenger RNA, 1478 nt
Organism: Camelus dromedarius (Arabian camel)
Lineage: Eukaryota; Metazoa; Chordata; Mammalia; Artiodactyla; Camelidae
Product: small integral membrane protein 24
Exons: 4
Coding region: 89-481 (130 amino acids)
Source: RefSeq, a predicted model, not a curated record